This is a messenger RNA of Morus notabilis, 3481 nucleotides long. Its product is annotated as leucine-rich repeat receptor-like serine/threonine-protein kinase BAM3. Gene Ontology annotation, biological process: protein phosphorylation. The transcript is spliced from 2 exons. The record is from RefSeq and is a predicted model, not a curated record. Gene Ontology annotation, molecular function: receptor serine/threonine kinase binding; ATP binding; protein kinase activity. Bases 207 to 3203 code for a protein of 998 amino acids. Lineage: Eukaryota; Viridiplantae; Streptophyta; Magnoliopsida; Rosales; Moraceae.
GGGAGAGUUACUUUGGAUGCUGUUAAUUAUAAGGAACUCUGCCUUGUAUAACUCACAUUUCUAUAUGCAUGUCCAAACCAUUUACCAAAAAAAAAAAAAAAAAUGUUGGCUCUUUUUCUUUACUCUUACAAAACCAAUUGGUUUUCAUAGAACCAAACCCAUCUUUUCUUUGAACUAGAACAGAUUGUAUUUUCUACUCUUCAACCAUGAAGUUAAUCUUUUAUCAUCAUCAUCUCAUAACUCUCGUGUUUUUCUUUAUUUCUUGCUUUUACUCUGUUUCUUCUUCACACAAUCUUUCUCUCAAUAGCCAAGCUUCAAUCCUUGUCUCUCUUAAACAAUCUUUUCAAACCUCCAACACUUCUUUUGAUGCCUGGCAAGUGUCAAACCACUCUUUCUUUUGCUCUUGGCCUGGAAUCCAGUGUGACAAGAACAACAGAUCAGUCGUUUCAAUUGACAUAUCCUCUUCGAACAUCUCCGGGUCACUCUCGCCCGCCAUCACGCAGCUACGAACACUUGUCAGCCUCUCACUCAACGACAACGUUUUCUCCGGCGAUUUUCCGAACCAAAUUCACAACCUACAAAGGCUCCGGUUCCUCAACAUGUCUAACAACCAGUUUAGUGGUGAACUAAACUGGGAUUUCUCCAAGUUAAGACAACUUUCUGUUCUUGAUGCCUAUGACAACAACUUCAAUGGCUCGCUUCCUUUAGGCGUCACGGAGCUUCCCAAGUUGAAUUACUUGAACUUUGGCGGGAACUACUUUUCGGGGUCGAUCCCGAGGGGCUAUGGAAGUAUGAAGCAGCUCAACUAUCUUCACCUUGGAGGGAAUGAUCUGAGAGGUUUCAUACCAAGUGAGCUUGGUAAUCUCACAAGCCUUCAGCAGCUUUACUUGGGCUAUUACAAUGAUUUCGACGGCGGGAUUCCGCCUGAGCUUGGUAAGCUGAUCAAUCUGUUCCAUUUAGACCUUGCCAAUUGUAGUUUGGAGGGUACAAUACCUGAAGAACUUGGGAAUCUUAACAAGCUUGACACUCUCUACCUGCAAACAAAUGAGCUCAGUGGGACCAUUCCUUCCCAAUUCAGCAAUUUGAGCAGGGUGAGAAUAUUCGAUCUUUCGAACAACGAAUUGACAGGAGAGAUCCCGAUUGAUUUCUCGGGAUUUACGGAGCUUACCCUCUUGAACUUGUUCAUGAACAAGUUUCAUGGUGAGAUCCCGCAUUCCAUUGCUGAGCUACCUAGCUUGAAAGUUUUCAAGCUUUGGCAGAACAAUUUCACCGGCACAAUCCCUUCAAAGCUUGGCCAAAAUGGUAACCUGACCGAGUUCGAUUUGUCAACCAAUAAGCUCACCGGGAUGAUUCCUAAGUCUCUGUGCUCUGGAAGAAAGCUGGAGAUUUUGAUUCUGCAGCACAAUUUCCUGUUCGGGCCGUUACCGGAUGAUCUUGGCCGAUGUGACACGCUUGUAAGAGUACGGCUGGGGCAGAACUAUUUGACAGGAGCUUUGCCAAAUGGUUUUCUGUACUUGCCUCAGCUAUUACUCGUGGAGCUACAGAACAACUAUCUUAGUGGACAACUUGAGCAAGUGAAAAUUAAGGUACCCUCAAAACUUUCGCUGCUUAAUUUGUCUAUCAAUCGCUUAUUCGGUUCGAUUCCUGCCUCUAUUGGCAAUUUCACUAGCCUGCAGAAUGUCCUAUUGAGUGGAAAUCGAUUCACCGGUGAAAUCCCAUCGGACAUAGGCCGGUUGAAAAGUGUCCUGAAAUUGGAUCUCAGUAGGAACAAAUUCUCAGGCAGAAUCCCUCCCACAAUAGGAAAUUGCGUCUUGUUGAAUUAUUUAGAUUUGAGCCAAAACCAACUUUCAGGCCCGAUCCCGGUUCAGAUUGCGCAAAUUCACAUUCUAAACUACCUCAACGUCUCAUGGAACCACUUAAGCCAAGGCCUUCCCAAGGAAAUUGGAUCGUUGAAGAGCUUAACUUCAGCGGAUUUCGCUUACAACAACUUGUCCGGUUUAAUACCCCAAACUGGCCAAUAUCUCUACUUCAACUCCACAUCUUUUAUCGGUAACCCUGAGCUCUGCGGUUCGGGAGCCUCAAUAUGCAACCGCACGUCAUCCUCCCGACGGGAUGGUCACAACGAAAACGAUACCAAGCCUCAUGUGUCUGCAAAGUUCAAGCUCAUUUUCGCCUUGGGACUCUUGGUGUGUUCGUUUAUUUUCACGACUUUUGCGGUCAUCAAGACGAGGAAGUCGAGAAAUGGUGGCAGCAAAUGGAGGCUCACCGCGUUCCAGAAGCUAGAAUUCAGAAGCCAGGACAUCCUGGAAUGCAUAAAGGACAACAACGAGAUAGGGAGAGGUGGGGCCGGGAUUGUGUAUCGAGGAACAAUGCCGAAUGGAGAACAAGUAGCAGUGAAGAAGCUGUUGCGAAUAAACAAAGGCUCUUAUCAUGACAAUGGCUUAUCAGCGGAGAUUCAAACACUUGGCAAAAUCAGGCACAGAAACAUUGUUAGAUUGCUAGCUUUCUGCUCCAAUAGAGAGACCAAUUUGCUCGUUUAUGAGUACAUGCAAAAUGGGAGUUUAGGAGAAGUUCUGCAUGGAAAAGGAGGUGGUUAUCUCAAGUGGGAAACUAGGCUGAAAAUAGCCAUUGAAGCAGCGAAAGGGCUCAGCUAUUUGCACCAUGAUUGUUCUCCUCUAAUUCUCCACAGAGAUGUUAAGUCCAACAACAUUUUGCUCAACUCUGAUUAUGAGGCUCAUGUCGCAGAUUUUGGAUUGGCCAAGUUUUUGCAAGAUAAUGGAACAUCAGAGUGCAUGUCUGCCAUCGCUGGCUCAUAUGGCUAUAUUGCUCCAGAAUAUGCCUACACAUUAAAGGUGGACGAGAAGAGUGACGUGUACAGCUUCGGAGUGGUGUUACUAGAGCUUAUAACGGGACGAAAACCAGUUGGUGAUUUUGGUGAAGAAGGGAUGGACAUUGUUCAGUGGACAAAGAUAAAUACUGAGUCUAGCAAAGAAGGGGUUGUGAAGAUCUUGGAUGAGAGGCUUAUGAGCAACAAUAUUAAUAAUAAUAAUAAUAAUGAUGAUGUCCCAAUAGAGCAAGCAAUGCAAGUGUUCUUUGUGGCAAUGUUAUGUGUUCAGGAGCAAAGCGUCGAACGACCCACCAUGAGAGAUGUUGUUCAAAUGCUUGCCCAAGCUAAACAACCUUCUACUUUUCACUUGCAAUAAAACUACGUACGUACGUCUUCAUCAUAUAUAUAUAUAUAUAUAUAUCCUUAUAAUGAUUAUGAUUCCUAGCUAACAAAGAGGCGCAGUUCAAGGAGGCACUAGUUGCGCUAUUGUAGUAUUGAUUUUGUCAGCGGUUCUAAGUGUAUCACAAAUGACACAAUUAUAUAUGUUAAAUAACUUUUUAAUUUUUUCUUUUUUACUUUGGAUUAUUUCGUUAUGUAAUAGUGUGGGGCAUAAGAAGUAUGGAAUUACACUAAAUUUGUAGAAAUUAUGCAAGU